CUUAUUGUUAAAAAAUUAUUUUUUUUACAGAAUCUAAAAUAGUCAUAAAUAAAAAUAAUAAUCAUGUCUUCUGAAGGAGUUUUAUCUGUUUUGGCAAAGUUUCACAGAGAUUAUGAAGUUUCAACUCCUCAAAAAUUGAAGCUCAUUGACUGUUAUCUCGUUUACAUUCUCGUUACUGGAGUGUUACAGUUUGUCUACUGCGCCCUAGUGGGAACAUUUCCUUUCAAUUCAUUCCUGUCCGGAUUCAUAUCAUGUGUCGCUUCUUUUGUAUUGGCAGUAAAUCUCCGACUCCAGGUGAACCCACAGAACCGUAAAGAAUUCCGUAACAUCGCACCUCAGCGAGCAUUUGCAGAUUUCAUAUUCGCUCAUGUUGUUCUUCAUCUUGUUGUCGUCAACUUUAUUGGCUGAAGAUUGAAGGUCAAAUCAAGAUCCCAAGAAAUAUCACAAAGAUAUUGAACUUCUCGUGCCGAAGCACUUUCAACACUUUUACAUAUAUUUUAGUAAUUGCUUUGAAAGUAAAUAUUAUUGAAUAAAACCUG
This is a messenger RNA of Styela clava, 539 nucleotides long. RefSeq names its product dolichyl-diphosphooligosaccharide--protein glycosyltransferase subunit DAD1-like. NCBI's taxonomy places the organism in Eukaryota, Metazoa, Chordata, Ascidiacea, Stolidobranchia, Styelidae. Gene Ontology annotation, biological process: protein N-linked glycosylation. The record is from RefSeq and is a predicted model, not a curated record. Gene Ontology annotation, cellular component: membrane; oligosaccharyltransferase complex.